Necator americanus (New World hookworm) is the source of this 1524-nucleotide messenger RNA. RefSeq lists its product as uncharacterized. Lineage: Eukaryota; Metazoa; Nematoda; Chromadorea; Rhabditida; Ancylostomatidae. The coding region runs from base 1 to 1524 and encodes 507 amino acids. The record is from RefSeq and is a predicted model, not a curated record. Gene Ontology annotation, cellular component: spindle pole centrosome. The transcript is spliced from 15 exons. Gene Ontology annotation, biological process: maintenance of Golgi location; maintenance of centrosome location.
AUGGAGUUUUCAAUCAGAACCAACCACCAACUAAGGAUUCUGUCAAUACAACAAAUCCGUAAACGAUUAGAAAGUCACAGAAUGACGAUCCGAGUUUGGGUAUGGUUACGUGGGGAAUUUCUGCUGGAAUCAUUUCUUCCGCUAGAUUUCUCUGUUCCAAAAACACCAACUGGCCGAUCGGAAGCUGUCGAGCAAAACACGGAAUCACCGGGACGUCGAACCGCCAUUGAAGGUGCGCAUGCGCUUAUCGAUGAGUGUCAAUCAAGGAAUUUGGACCGUCUAGGUGUCAUCCAGUGGUCUCAAGUUGUCGAGGAAAUCGGACUAGACAACGUUCUAAGUGAAGCUGUUUUCCGAAAUGCUUCCGGAGCAGAAACAUUCGCGACGUUGCCGAUUCUAGCUCUACACAUGCUUCUUGUGGGUUUGGAGUAUUUCUCGUACGAAUCCGAUGAGGAAAUGAACAUGAGAGGAGACAUUGUUACGGCUAUGGUUCAUGAGCAAAUGGAGGACUUUAUUUGUGUCAUGUAUCGAUGUGCUACCGGAUGUCCGAGAAAUGCGUUCAAAAAGGAUAAAUUGCGAAUUUCUGGUUCACAAAUGGAAAAGUUCCUCUCUACUUUGGACGUAUUGUUCGAGGGUAUGACGGAGAAUGAUGAGGAUAUGGACAGUCAUGAUGAGAUUGUGAAGGUAUCUGUCAUAGCUGAGCAACUUUGGCUGAAUAACAAUGAGAUUUCUAUACGAAAAUUCAUCAACAACAUGAAGCAAUGCCUUGUCCAAGAUCCAUUCCAAAUAGAUGAUCUCUCCAUGGAAAAACCCUCCUCUUCUCCUCGUAAAGUAACCUCUCUUGCGGGAUCUCGAAGAAAAGUGACAGUUUCUGGAUGGCAGAGAUUUCAGUUGCUGUCUAAGCCUGUCUACAAAGACGUUCAUCUGCGAAUUUGCUCUAGCAAAAAUCCGUCGUCGAUGCUUGUUGCUCCAUGGAGAUGUCGUUCUGUAAUUGUUGACAACGUUCACUCCUGUUCCGCCAUCGUGCUGGGACCUACAUAUGGUACAGUGAUUCUUAGAGAGGUACGAAAUACGAGCAUCACCAUUGCAUGCAAACAGCUCCAUUUAUGGAAUUGUUCCGAUGUUAUCGUAUUCCUGCAUUCUUUGAAUCCACCAACUGUUCGAACGUGUAACGGAAUCCGAUUUGCUCCCUUUAAUGUUUCCUACGAGGGUUUGGAAGAGGAGAUGUCCACCACCGGUCUCAAAGCAAGUCGAUAUAAGACACCCAAACACGUGAUCAAUCUCGACGACUCCGAAAUUUCUACCCUCGAUACCAAGGAAUUUUAUAUCCAGCCGGUACCAAUAGUCAAUAACGACAGCGAUAUAAAAAAUCUUCUCAGUAAACUCUGUUCGACAUAUAGAAAAGAAUGGGAAAAUACAUUACAACUUCUACAAUCAAUCACAAGCGACAGUGUUAAAGAACCGUCGAGUCCACCGCUGAACAAAAGCGACCUCCAUUAUUUGCAAGGAAAAAUUUCCACCGAAUAG